This is a messenger RNA of Scatophagus argus, 4237 nucleotides long. RefSeq names its product nidogen 1a (gene nid1a). Gene Ontology annotation, biological process: cell-matrix adhesion. Bases 182 to 3805 code for a protein of 1207 amino acids. The record is from RefSeq and is a predicted model, not a curated record. Lineage: Eukaryota; Metazoa; Chordata; Actinopteri; Scatophagidae. Gene Ontology annotation, molecular function: calcium ion binding. The transcript has 20 exons.
UCUCCAGUCUGAAGUGGUUUUAUGAAAGCAGUUCCCUCUCUCAACUCCGCCCCACAUUGGCCAAACUCUGACUGAACUUUCCUCACAGAAGAACUUUCUUCUGUGGAGCCUGUGCGUCACUCUCCACUAACCUGGCUUGGACGGACCACAGGGCUGCUCGUCUGCUCCUGAAACAAGAACAAUGGGUUGGCAGGACCAAGUAUGGCUCGUCUGUGCGAGUUUUCUCGGAUUUGUGGCGUCUGUGCAGAGCAUAACGCGGGGAGAGUUUUUUCCUUUCGGUCCAAGCGCAAGAGACCAGUUACUCGAAGCAGGGAAUGACCAGACGCACCGACUCGAACUGGACAAGCCAGUGUUGUUUUAUGAUGGCACUUUCAACAGCAUAUUUAUCAACACCAACGGUUUUGUUGCAACAGCAGAGCCAACAAGCGAGUCGACAUAUCUUGGCCAAAUACCCCCAAGAUUCGGCAUGAUUGCAGCUCUGCAAGGAGACCUGGACACAAGUGAUGGUGUGGGCAAGGUUUUCUUCCGUCAAGACUCCAGUCCUGAUGUUCUACGUCAGGCAGCUGAGCACAUCAACAGGGCUUUUCCUGAAGAUGAUGAAAUCAACCCCAUCCAUGCUGUGGUGAUCACCUGGGUCGAUGUUGCCACACAUGAAAGUCAAAGCAGAGGAGAUGGCAUUGACAAGAAGAGAAACACCUUCCAGUUGGUUAUUGCAUCCUUGGAGACUGCCUCAUAUGCCAUUGUCCUGUAUGCAAGGGAUGGGAUACAGUUUUACUCCACACCUGUAGAAAAUAGCAGUGUGACCAUGCGUGCUGGCUUCAGUAAGGGUUUGGUUCGUCAAUUUUUGUUCUUAAGUCAAGGACCAGACUAUGUCACCACCACUGAGGAUGAGGCAUCCAUCAGAGCAUUAGCAGAGGAGACCAACUCUGGUCUGAGGGGUGUAUGGGUGUACGAGAUUGGAACUUCUCCAUAUUUUACCAACGUGGCUCCAGGUGAGGUCACUGACCUGCCCACUGAGGCUACACCAUGGAGAGACCCUGAGGGCCAUGACGGGGCCACUGAUGCAAGGCGAACUGUGUAUACUAAUGGACAGCAAGUGGAGUAUCCUCCAUAUGAGUCAGAAGGGCAGCAGAUCCAAGUUCACCCAGUUCAGUACCAGCCACAUCAGCCUGGGAACCCAGAAGUGGUGGUGGUGGAUGACACAGAUAUAAAUGUAGAUGUGUUCUCAUACAACCUUGGGACAUGUGCAAGCAGUGGAAAUAAAUGCUCCCAGUUUGCUGACUGCAGGGACUACUCCAGUGGAUACUGCUGCCACUGCAGACCUGGCUUCUACGGCAAUGGGAUACAGUGUGUGGCAGAGGGAAAGCCACAGAGGAUGAAUGGCAAAAUGCACGGAAGAGUAUACGUUGGCAACUCUCCUUCUCCAGUGGAGUUCAGCAACAAUGAUCUCCACUCAUAUGUUGUGGUAAAUGAUGGUCGUUCCUAUGUGGCCAUCAGUGACAUCCCUGACACCAUUGGGUCCUCACUGCAGCCCUUGUCGGCCCUUGGCGGUGUGAUUGGGUGGGCGUUUGCUCUGGAACAGCCUGGCUUCAAGAAUGGAUUCAGUAUUAUUGGGGGGGAGUUCACAAGGCAGGCUGAAGUGACCUUUCUGCCGGGGAAUGAGAAGCUGACUAUCAGGCAGGAGUUCAAAGGCAUUGAUGAACAUGACCACCUGGUGGUGAGCACCAACCUGGAGGGCCGUGUCCCUGAGAUCCCUCGUGGCUCCACUGUGCAGAUUGACUCAUACUCUGAGAUCUAUCAGUACAGCAACAACUUGAUCACCUCAUCUUCCACUCGGGACUAUGUAGUGAGCUUGCCCGAUGGCUCCACUGACACCAGGACGUAUCAGUGGCGUCAGACCAUCACCUUCCAGGGCUGCCAACAUGGCGAGUCUUUGAGAGAUGUGAAACCGACUCAGAUGCUCAACGUGGAACAGGUGUUUGUCAUGUAUGAUGCUAAUAAUGAACUCAUCCGGUUCGCCAUGAGCAACAAGAUCGGGGAUGUCAAUGGAGGGCAGCCAGAGGAGAACCCAUGUUUCACUGGCAGACACGGUUGUGACACCAAUGCUGUGUGUCGACCUGGACAAGGAACUCAGUUCAACUGUGAAUGUGCUACUGGCUUCAAUGGUGAUGGCCGCACAUGUUACGACAUUGAUGAGUGCAGAGAGAGUCCUCAGAUCUGUGGCUCCCACGCAAUCUGCAACAACCAGCCUGGGACCUUUCGCUGUGAAUGUGACGAAGGAUAUCAGUUCGACAGCGAUGGGAGGACCUGCACUGAGGUUAAUCGACCUGUGAACGCCUGUGAAGAAGGCACCCACACUUGCGACAUUCCUGAGCGUGCUCAGUGCAGCUACACUGGAGGCUCAGCCUACGUCUGCUCCUGCCUGCCAGGCUUCAUAGGAGAUGGUACAAUCUGCCAAGACAUAGAUGAGUGCCAGACAGGCAGGUGCCAUCAGGAGGCUGUGUGCUACAAUACCCAGGGAUCAUUUACCUGCCAAUGCAGGCCAGGUUAUUAUGGUGACGGCUUCUACUGCUCUCAAGAGAGGACAAAAACACAAUGUGAGACCCACAGAGACACUCUCCUGGGUGUGACGGGGUAUGGUCCACGAGGUCCCCGUCCUCCCGUUGGACAGUACAUCCCUACAUGUGACGAGAACGGUGCCUAUGAACCCAUGCAGUGCCAUGGGAGCACGGGACACUGCUGGUGCGUGGACCGAAACGGACAGGAGAUCCCUGGGACUCGCUCUGGGCCUGGCAGUAGACCAAUGUGUAUUGACCACGGUGGUGCGCCACAACCUGUCGGACCCACUCCUCGACCCGAUGUCCACCCCCUGCCUCCAGGAACACACUUGUUGUUUGCCCAGAGCGGCAGGAUAGAGCACAUCCCGCUGGAAGGAUAUGAUAUGAAAAAGGAUGAUGCCAAGGCUGUCCUCCACCUCCCUGAGAAGGUAAUCAUCGGAGUGGCCUAUGACUGUGUGGAGAAAAUGGUCUACUGGACUGAAAUCACAUCUCCCUCAAUCAGCAAGGCCAGCAUCCAGGGGGGAGAGCCCAUUGCGGUCAUUGGAUCAGAUUUGCAUAGCCCAGAGGGUAUCGCCAUCGAUCACUUGGGCCGGAUUUUGUUCUGGACGGACUCUGUGAAGGAUCGCAUUGAGGUGGCCUCUUUAGAUGGGUCUCAGCGUCGCGUCAUUGUAGACUCCGACCUUGUCAACCCCCGUGCUAUCAUCGCCGACCCUCCCAAUGGUAAUCUAUACUGGGCUGACUGGAACCGUGAUGCUCCCAAGAUUGAGACCGCUUACAUGGAUGGAUCCAACAGAAGGGUCCUGGUUAAAGACGAUCUCAGCCUGCCAAACGGCUUGACCUACGACUCUCAGAGCUCUCUGCUUUGCUGGGCAGAUGCAGGCACUCAUAAACUGGAAUGCAUGCAUCCUGCACGGGGUGACCGCAGGAAGGUUAUGGAGGGCAUCCAGUACCCUUUUGGAAUCACAUCUUUUGGGAAGAACAUCUACUACACUGACUGGCGGAGGGAUGCUGUGGUUGCUGUGGACCGCUAUACCGGUAAUGAGUCAGAUCAGUUCCAGCCUCAAAAACGGACCAAGCUAUAUGGAAUCGCCACAGCCUAUGCCCAGUGUCUCUCAGGACAAAACUACUGCGCUGUGAACAACGGGGGCUGCACUCACCUCUGUUUAGCAACCCCUGCCGGUCGCUCCUGCAAAUGUCCCGACAAUGCAGUGGGUGUGGGCUGUGUGGAGAGAGACAGCGGGUACUGAGAGAAGGCGGCUGUGCUCAGAGAGCUGGCACUGUUUGGAUGUUUGACCGCUAAUUAGGAGCCACUCAGCAUUACUAAACUGUAGCUGCUGAAAAUGCCACAGAAAACUGAACUUACUGUGCCUUUUAUUUCUCAGUGAUAUGCUUAUAUACAUUUUUACGUUUCCCGUUGCCUUUAUCAAAUCACAACUGCCUUUAAGAAUUGUAAAUAUAAACACUAUUAUUUUGUCUUUUUCCUGAGUGCACAUAAACUGAGAAAAAAGUUCAAGGGAUACAUAAUUUAAUGUGAAAUUCAUCACAGCGGUGCAUGACAUCAUCUCAUGCCAGCUGUGUUACACUGUGGCUUGUUCGGAUUAGAUAACUGCAUGGAAGUGUUGUUGUGGAGUGUGGCCAGAGUCUGUACAAUAAACAUUAAAAUAAACAUUUUUCUAACA